CUAGGGAUCGAACCCUGGGAUCUGCGUCAGCUACUGCGAACUGGUGAAUACCGUUUCAGCGGGCCCAUUGACCAAUGCUAUGGGCUCAUUAACCAGUGGUACGGUUCCAUUGACCGCUAUCAUGGGCCCAUUGGCCAUUCUCAUGAGACUUGAUGGGCACAUUGCAUUGAGAGGGGAUGGGAGGCCAUUUGCUGUUUCAGGGAAGAAUGGGGCAACACUAUCAUGGCAGAAGCGUUUGCAGAUAUCACUUGAAACUGCAAGAGGUCUUGACUACCUUCACAACUGUUCUGACCCAGCCAUUAUUCAUCGUGAUGUGAAGCCAAGCAAUAUACUGCUGGACAAGGAUAUGUCCGUGAAGGUGGCAGAUUUCGGGAUCUCAAAGCUUGUGGAUAUAAAUGACACAACGGUUUCGACGAGGGUUGCAGGCACUAUUGGUUAUCUAGAUCCAGCGUUUCUUGCCACACAGAAGUUGACAAGAUCCAGUGAUGUCUACAGUUUUGGCAUAGUUCUCCUGGAGCUCAUCACAGGGAAAAUGUGCCCGGCCUACAUGAAGUCUAAUCCAGAGAUUCCCAUGUCAGAGUGGGCUUUGGAUAUGUUCAACAGAGGAGGAAUAAACGCUAUUCUUGAUCCAAAACUUCAGAGCAGUGUCUUCCCGAAGGAAGCUAUUACAAUGUUGGCCAAAGUGGCUUUUCUAUGUGUAAAAGAGAAAAGACAGUUGCGGCCUGUCAUGAGGGACAUUGUUCAAGGCAUUGAAAAUUGUCUGGUGAAGGCUAGAAAUGAGGUGGAGGUUGACAACAGUGGGAGCUUGUCGCGUAUUUCAUCUCAGUCACAUUCCUCAGAUCUGAUUGAUAUUGAAGCACUGGAGCGACGGUUUCAUGCGGGAGUUCAUGUUGACACAAUCCUCUUGUGCCCAGCUCCAGAAAUAACCCACAGGAACAGCGGGAACAGCGGGAAGCUCAUAGUCCAUAAGUCGGGUAAGCGGGAAUUGGUUCCAACUUCCAACCUGACUUGAGUGCCAAUUCUCUUCUCUAUGAGUGAGGCCACAAAAGAAUCCACCCCAUUGUGUGUGUGUGUGUGUGUGUGUGUGUGUAUCGUAAAUCAUUCCCCAUGGCGUACUCGCCAUGCAACCCACUAUCACAGUGGUACACCAGGCCCUGGUCAUGUCCAAACUAGCACUCUCUGGUCCCUGCGGCUUACCAUGACCAGCUUUCCAGAGUCCCACAUAGGAUGGAGGGCAUGGGAGGCGGGAGGGCAGACAAUAUGCAAAUAGACCAAACAGCCUAACCAAAAAAAACAAAGUCCCAAAAAGAUA
Messenger RNA from Chara braunii, 1312 nucleotides. The record is from the annotation of a GenBank genome assembly. Lineage: Eukaryota; Viridiplantae; Streptophyta; Charophyceae; Charales; Characeae.